UGAGAUAUCAGCAGGAACCGACCGAAAAUACUCUACAAGUUCGCCAUUUUGCGGAGAGGACGUUCGUGCGGAGUUUUUUGUGGGGUCAGUCGUCAAAAAAUUUUUCGGGUGUCCUACGGGCCACGGAAUCUCGAGCGCAAAUCGUGUCGUCGCCAGUGCAAAAUCAUUGACUGCAACGGCAAAAACAAGUGCCAAGACAAACGGGACGGGAACAGUGGACUGGUGUCUCGAAAUCGCGGUCGAAAAGUCAAAUAAGAAGUGCGUCUCGUCGCUGGGAACCUGUUCACGGCUCACCUAGUUUCCAGUUUGGUCGUUCUCCGGAGGUCGCUGAGUUUUAUGCAAAUAUUUGCGAGUGGAGCGGACGGACGUGGAGCCGUGUACGUGAGUGCGGAGUGCAAAAGUGAGUUGGAUUGCAAAGUGAGUGCUGGAGCCCUUUCGCGCGACACAAUGGAGCUGUGAAAAUGCCUGGGAACUCGAAAUCGACCGCGAUCCAAUCGGGGGCAUGGUGAACGAGCUGUCACUGGGAUUAGGGAAAAUCGGAAAAUCGUCGCAAAGUGCGGAAAACUGAUUGGAUUUGGCCGAGGGUUGCAUGAAAAGCAACUGCUGCAAGUGUCGUGAGUUUCGUGCGCUGGCUGGUGGCAAGUCGGAAAAAUUGAUUUUUCCCCGCAGCUGUCAAAUGUCGAAUUGAUCCCCGGACGGUAGACGGUCGAGAAAACCAGGGCCCCGAGUGACGGGCUGCGCCAGCGAUUCGGAGGAGACGCGCAAAAGGACGACCCUGUGGAGACCUCUCGAUGCGGAAAUCGCGACUUGUGCGGCGUUUCACGGACUGAACGCGCGUCGUCCUAUUUUGGUGCGGGUGGAAUCUGUGUCACGAGUGGCACUCGCAGCCAAGUACCGAAAGUGUUCACGCAAGCGACCUUAGUGAAAAGUGCAGUGUCUAAUAGAACCUACUAACAAAGCGACCGAGCGCCGGUGGUGAUCCUGCGGACUGUCGGCGGUCAGGACCGCCCUCUCUGACCCGCGUCGCGCAGGCUCGAGCUACUUAUCUGGCCCCUUACUAACGUAACAAAUAGUCAGACCGCAAGCGUGAAAAUAAGCGCUAGCACGCUGGACUCACAAACGGAAUCGAGCGAUCUCAAUUUGCAAACAGCAAACGCAGCACACGAGCAGCAUCUUCCCAAGAGCGUGCAGAAAGCAUCGUCAUCGUCAGCGAAAAUGGGAAACAACGCCUCAACCGCCAACAAGAAGGUGGACGCGGCCGAGGAGGCCAAGGUGUACCUGGAGCGUGCCAAGGAGGACUUUGAGGACUUGUGGAAGCGCAACCCCACGAACACCGCCUGCCUCGAUGACUUCGAGCGCAUCAAGACGCUGGGCACGGGCUCCUUCGGACGGGUCAUGAUCGUCCAGCACAAACCCACAAAGGACUACUACGCCAUGAAGAUCCUGGACAAACAGAAGGUCGUCAAGUUGAAACAGGUGGAGCACACGCUUAACGAGAAGCGCAUCCUGCAGGCGAUAUCGUUCCCGUUUCUGGUCAGUUUAAAGUAUCACUUUAAGGAUAAUUCGAAUUUGUAUAUGGUUCUCGAAUACGUGCCGGGCGGCGAGAUGUUCUCGCAUUUGCGCAAGGUCGGGCGCUUCUCCGAGCCGCACUCGCGCUUCUACGCCGCGCAAAUAGUCCUGGCUUUCGAAUAUCUCCACUAUCUGGAUCUAAUCUAUCGCGACUUGAAGCCCGAGAACUUGCUAAUAGACUCGCAGGGCUACCUGAAGGUCACUGACUUUGGGUUCGCGAAGCGCGUCAAGGGUCGCACAUGGACUCUGUGCGGCACGCCCGAGUAUCUAGCGCCCGAAAUCAUUCUUAGUAAAGGGUAUAACAAAGCCGUCGACUGGUGGGCCCUGGGCGUGCUAGUGUACGAAAUGGCGGCCGGCUACCCACCCUUCUUCGCCGACCAGCCCAUCCAAAUCUACGAGAAGAUCGUGUCCGGGAAGGUACGCUUCCCGUCACACUUUGGCUCAGAUCUGAAGGACCUGCUGCGAAAUCUACUCCAGGUGGAUCUGACCAAGCGGUACGGCAACCUGAAGGCCGGUGUUAAUGAUAUUAAGGGACACAAAUGGUUCGCUUCCACGGACUGGAUCGCAAUUUUCCAGAAGAAGGUCGAGGCCCCGUUCAUCCCGCGAUGUAAGGGGCCUGGCGACACGAGUAACUUCGACGACUACGAGGAGGAGGCUCUGCGGAUUUCAAGUACGGAGAAGUGCGCCCGCGAAUUUGCCGAGUUCUAAGUUGGAUUCUAUAGGUUUAAUCUGCUCCCGCACGCAGCACAUCUUCAUUUUGGAAUGUUUUAUUAUUUAGAGCAACAACAGGAGAGCAUAAUCGUCGUACUGAGAAGAGAGGAAAAUUGUAAGAAUAACCGGAAGGCGCCCCUUGUUUGGACCCGAGCUGCUACGAGUCGUCUUUCUCACCAACCAGCCGCCCUCAAGCAGAGACCCUUCCACCCCCGGGGCUCGGCCCCCCUGCGAGUUUCGUGCGUGCAGCUCCUCCUCCAAAUAUCCCCCCAAAAGCUUAGCCGACUUUAAGGAUCGGCGUGUGUUAGACGCUGCGUUAGGAUUUAAACAAAAUGCAGUCUCUGAAAUCAUAGUCGUCGUCGAGAGGAUUCAAUAAAUUUAAAUAAAAAAAAAAGAAAUUAGAGAACUAACAGCAAAUCAUAUAUAGAUAAAAAUGUACUUUGUAAGCAAAAGAUGCAAAACCCUAUUUACAACAGAACAUAAACAAUUGAAACAAAUCACGAGGUAGAAGUAAUCAAUUCCUGUUUUCUGUCCCCCGCCCCCCACUGUCGCUACUUUUUUCGUUCCACCCUCGUUUCGCUUAACGUACUUGGACGACCCGCCCCCGCCCCCCGGUCCCGGUCCCGGUUCCCUUCUUUUACUUUGCCUGAGUUGAGAGCUUCCACUUUUCUUUCUUUGCAUUAGGAAAAAAGUUUAUUCAUAUUUUUAUUACUAUUAUUAUAUUAUAUCUCGUUUUAAUAUUGUUGUUAUUUAUUAAUUAAACUUAAAGGAAUUAUUAUUUAAUGUAUCAAAUCGUCAUCAAGUUCUUAGAGAUAUCAAGGAGAAAUUAUGAGGUGAAAACAUGAAAAUUGAAAAAGUAACUUUUUUGUAAUUAUUUAAAAUGAGAUGAAAAGUCAUAAAGUGUAAUUGCAAAAUGAAUAUUUUAAGAUUAAGUUAAAAGUGAAGAGAGUAAUUAAUAUGAAAAUGAUAAAAAUAAAAA
Molecule: messenger RNA, 3259 nt
Organism: Hermetia illucens (black soldier fly)
Lineage: Eukaryota; Metazoa; Arthropoda; Insecta; Diptera; Stratiomyidae
Gene: Pka-C1
Product: cAMP-dependent protein kinase catalytic subunit 1
Exons: 1
Coding region: 1216-2277 (353 amino acids)
Biological process (GO): peptidyl-serine phosphorylation
Cellular component (GO): nucleus; cAMP-dependent protein kinase complex
Molecular function (GO): ATP binding; cAMP-dependent protein kinase activity
Source: RefSeq, a predicted model, not a curated record